UGGACGCGCUCGAGCUUUUCACGUCAACUCUACUACAGCACCACUGUGUGUGUUUAAGGAACUCAGCGUGAAAUAAAACAGCGGUUCGGUUUGUAAAUCAGGACACACGGCUGGUUUUUUUAAUGCAACAUUAACUGUAGUGGUGUCGGUAUGAAAUUCGGUAUUUUUGCGAAGUUGCACUUUGUUUCUUUUGCCGGAACGAGAGUUUUAUUCGCUCCCUCGGUGCUGUAGCGGUGGUUCGAGGCCAUGGGCUGCUGCUUGUUUGUAUUCAUGUGUCUCGGGUAAUUGUUUUAAACUGUAAAUGCUUUCCGAAGGCAAAACAAUCCUAAAAGACAGACAGAGUCUUUCUCGGGUCUCCCUCCAUCUCCCUGCAGGAAUAUGUUUGCUCACUGGGUGACACUGGCACUUAUCCGGGGAAGUUUCUUAGCAGGACCCGGGCAAGGCGAGGUCGGCACCAGAGAGUGUGUGUACUAUAAUGAUAACUGGCAAGCUGAGCGGACUAAUCAGAGUGGCUACGAGAGAUGCGAGGGAGAAAAGGACAAGCGACAGCACUGCUACGCGUCCUGGAUCAACUCUUCAGGAAGCAUACACCUGGUGAAAAAGGGCUGCUGGCUCGAUGACUUCAACUGCUAUGACAGACAAGAGUGUGUGGCCACAGAGGAACGCCCUCAGGUGUUUUUCUGCUGCUGCGAGGGAAAUUACUGCAAUGAAAAAUUCACACACCUGCCAGAAGUCAACACGCCUGCAGUGAAGAUUCAGCCUCCUCCGGUGGGACCGUCCCUGCUUGGUGUGUUGGCAUACUCUCUCCUUCCUCUGCUUGUGCUGUCUCUGGCCUUGGUGCUCGCCUGCUGGACAUACCACCAGCGCAAAGCUCCAUACGGUCAUGUGGACAUUAACCAGGGUGUGGGUCCUGCUCCUCCAUCUCCAUCUCUGGUAGGUCUGAAGCCACUACAGCUGCUGGAAAUGAAAGCAAGGGGGCGUUUCGGGUGCGUGUGGAAGGCUCAGCUGCUAACCGAAUAUGUCGCAGUCAAGAUAUUCCCCGUUCAGGAUAAGCAAUCAUGGCAGAAUGAGAGAGAAAUUUACCUCACUGAGGGGCUGAGACAUGAGAACCUGCUAUGCUACAUCUCUGCGGAAAAACGAGGAACCAACCUGGAAAUGGAGCUGUGGCUCAUCACCGAAUUCCAUGAAAGGGGAUCUUUAACAGACUACCUGAAGGGGAAUGUGGUGAAUUGGCAUGAGUUGUGCCACAUUGCAGAGAGCAUGGCCCGAGGCCUUGCCUACCUACAUGAGGAUCUAUCCUACAGACCGGAGGCACCCAAACCAGCAAUCGCACACAGGGACUUUAAGAGUAAGAAUGUGCUGCUCAGGACUGAUUUGACUGCUGUGAUUGGUGACUUUGGCCUGGCUGUGCGCUUCGAACCUGGAAAGACACCAGGAGAUACUCAUGGCCAGGUUGGUACAAGGCGCUACAUGGCCCCGGAGGUGCUGGAGGGUGCAAUAAACUUUCACAGGGAUGCAUUUUUGAGGAUUGAUAUGUAUGCUUUGGGCCUGGUGCUCUGGGAACUGCUGUCCCGCUGCACUGCUGCUGAUGGCUCUGUACGUGAGUACAUGCUCCCGUUUGAGGAGGAGGUGGGCCAACACCCAUCUCUGGAGGAUCUGCAGGAUGUGGUGGUCCAUAAGAAGAUGAGGCCCAUGCUGAAGGACUGCUGGCUCAAACAUCCGGGAUUGGCUCAGAUGUGCGAGACAGUAGAAGAGUGCUGGGACCACGACGCAGAGGCCCGUCUGUCCGCAGGCUGCGUGGAAGAACGCAUCAUCACCCUCACCAGGGCAUCCAACACCACCAACAGUUCUACCUCAGAGUGCCCGGUCUCCGUGAUUAUGAUAGACAGCGACUCAACUUUACCACUCAAAGAGGCCAGCAUGUGAAUAACGUCAAUCAGUGAAGCAGGAAGUAGAGACCGCUACACCACCAUCAAACCUCUUCAGUAAUGUGAACUUUGCUGCUCUUCUGGUAUUUCAUAUGUGGAGUUCAACAUAAAGAUCUGCAAGCAAAAUAUUAAUCAGGUGUGUGUGCUUGCACAUGCAUAGAACUUUUCAUAGAAUGGCAUUUCACCCAUGAAUUCUGGAGCAGUUUCCCCUAGUUAUUAGUUGUUGAUUUUGCUUGUGGAUCUUUUUAACAUCUUUUGCACAAAUUAGAUGCCAACUUUUAGUAAAACCUCGCACUACUUCUGCUGUCCCCCUUUGCAUUCAGAAAAGCACAAAUGCACAACAAGCUGAAGCCUCAUACACAAUCAAACGACCAUUUCACCGUGCACUUGUUACCUCAUGUUUUAGGAUUCAAAUGCGAGUUGUAAGUGAGUUUACUUCAGUUCUAAUAUCCUCAUCCACUCCGCAGAUACCUCAGUUCAAAGGACUUGGCCCGUGAAGUCUACGUUCCUCGCUUUGUCUUUAUGCUGUUGAUCAGUGACUCGAAAAAGUGGAGCGAGAAGCUAAAGACUGUUACACGAAACCGACCUCCGUGCGACCGAGUACCUCUCUUCUUAUUACUCAGUGAUCUUUUUUUAAUAGUUGCAACAAUCUUUAGUUUCUUUGUGAAAAUGUUCGACGUGUUUUAUGAAGAAUGACAUGCUGUUUAGGAAUUUGAGAGAGCAGUUGUCUGGAACACUGGAAUCAAAAGGCAGCAGGACUGUUUUGGUUUUAUUCAGUAUUGCUGUAUUUUAGUGUAGCCUCUGAUUUGAUCUACGAUGGUUUUAUCAGGCAGAUUAUCACUGUGUGUGGCGGUCUGGGAAAACCUUUCGGAUGUCACCGCAACAGAUACUGGAAAUCAUGCAAUAACCAGGAGCCAAAAUACACCAGUACUAUACAUCUCGGUUUUUAUGAAACAAUGUGAAAAUGUUUUUAUUCAGCCUGCUUUCUGACUUAAAACCAGUUGGUAAAAUCUGCCUGAAUAUGUCUUAAAAAAAAAAAAAAAUCUGCUCAGUGUGAUUUUUUUUUUUUUUCCAGUGAAUAUCAGGCUUUAUCGUAACAAUAUUUACAUGCUAUAGUGAAAUAGACAUAAGCCUCAUCUAUUACUAUUACUAUCGUCUAUUCGUCUAUACCUCGUCUAUUCUACUGUUAUAAAGGUGAGCAGAUUUUGUUGACAUGAAGCGACUGAAUGAUUCAGCACUGACUCUUGAUCAGUGUCCGUGCGAGCAGUGAUCAGUUAAGUGAAGAGAUUAUGAUGAGGCCCGUGUUUAUGAUAAUUAAAAGUAGCUUUUACUUCAGAAUCAAAGUGAGAUGCACGUGCAUAUACAUUUUAGUUCGUUAAAGCGUAUAGAUCACUACAGGCUUGUACGUAGAAGUAAAUAUCAGAAUCUGGUCAAUCGAAGGGUUUUCUCAGGCCACUACACAUGUAUAUGUAUUUGUAUGCUUAGCCUGUGAAUAUUAAACCCCAAUGUAGCGCCUAGAGGUUGACACACAAAUGCCUUUAUGCUUUAGUAUUACGCCUACGUAUUUAGGGCAGGGUCUCUGAAAGCGUGUAGGUGAACGUGAUGUUUGCAUUACGGACACGUAUAAUGAGCAAAAGCAUGGACGCUUCGGGAAUAACGAGGGUGGAUGUGUUUGAUAUACUACACUGCUCAGGGUUUGAAUGAGACGGGUAGCUGGAGGCGUGUGUGUGUGGUUUUUAAUCACACAGCUUUUAGCAAUAGAGCUCAGCAGUAGGAACAUCUCAGCGAAGUGAUGGUGCUCGGUGUUCCUAUUUACUGCUCCUUAGUAAUCCAGGCUUAUUAGAUCGUGUGUGUGUCGGCUGAGAAUUUGACGUUCGGUAGUAAUAUAACGAUUCUGACCUCAUUUAGGCGAGUAUUUUAUUGUUUUUACGGUAGACGUGUAAAUAAACAUAUGGUUACUUUUUAUAUGUUUGAGAUUUUUUUAAAUAUAUAUAUAUAUAUAUAUAUAUAUAUAUAUAUAUAUAUAUAUAGAAAGUUCUGUGAUAUUUUUGUGUGCUAACGGUAUAGUUCAUGUAAAGACGACAUGUCUGUGGUUCUUGUGCACAGAGUAGCAGUUAUAUUUUCUCCUAUAUUAUUGUUUUUAUUAUUAUUAUUAUUAUUAUUAAAGCUGGAACCUACCUCAUUUUAACCACUCUGUUCAUGUUCUAGUCUCUAUACAGCUCUAUCCUCUAGCUGAGCCAAUUCCCUCAGUAAAUGUAUACCGACUUCAGGGAUUUUAAAGGGAAAUCUGUGUGAGUAUUAAAGCUGUCUGCAGGUUGGAUUGUGCCAAAUUUCUUUUAAAUAAAUUAAAGCAGCAGUAAAUACUACUAAGGUGUUCGAAAUGAGUUUUUACACGUCGUCUUAACACAGGAAACGUGUUUGUUAAGCUUUGAAACUGUACAUGCUGUGAUUUCUGUAAAUACUGUCUUUCGCUUGACUGCUUGACGUCUCGUGGUUUCAAGCAGAUGUUCAGAGUCGAGGCGGUUUUAUCGUCUCGAACAUUAGAAAAUUCGGCUUGCAAGCUUUAUUCGAACACGGCAUAACCAUAUCUAGGUUUAAUACAUCAGGAAACGUUUUUCCAGCACCCAAAAUUAUAUAAAUUAUUUAAGAAAAUCAUUAAAAUAUAGUAUCCUAAGUUUGGUGGUCAUAAUCUUAGUCCUAUGCAUACAGGACAUUUACAUUAAAUGUAAAUUCACAAAUGUUUUAAAUGAUAAAAGUUAUAUAUUUGUCAAUACACAAAGAAUCAGGUCAGCGAACCUCUAUAACGUGGUCUUAUUGAAGAAGUCUUGGAUACCGUAUGUACUGUUUAGCCCUGAAUAUUAAGUCUGAUAUGUGUUACAGUCUGAUUCCUGUAACUCUUAAUCUAGUGCAAAUAAUUUAGGUAGCAAGUGUGUGUUUGUGAGACAGAUAUAAAGGCAAAUCGAUUUGAUUUCCUAGACUCCAAUCUAAAAGGAACCUGAUCUUUUAGACUGUGUUAGACUGAAUGACCGUUGUUACAUACAGCAUGUACACACACCCCUGUGUGUGUGUGUGUGUGUGUGUGUGUGUGUGUGUGUGUGUGUGUGUGCACGAACGUGUAUGGUGCUCAUCCAAUUGCAAGAUAGCAGAUGUUAAAGCUUUCUUAUUAAAUAUUUUUAGGGCUGUAUGGACACUUGUGUGAUUCUGUUGUCUCAACGUAUGUAAGGUCAUUUCAGUUUAUUCCCUCUUACAGAGCUUCACUUCAUUAAAGAUCACUAAGGUGUAUUUCUGAUUUAUUUGUAGUUCCUCAAAUUUUUUGGGGGGUAUCCUCAUCCUCAAUCCCCUUAAAAGAACUUAAUACAGUUUAGAAAUGAUUAAAUGCCCCUCUCUCUCUCUCUCUCUCUCAUAUUGUAAGAUGGCUACCUCCUUUUUAUAUAUAUUUAUAAUAUUUAAAACAGAAUUGAACCCAUUUUUGUUUCAGAUUGACAGUACUGGAGAUGAUAAAAGAAUUAGCUUAUAGAUUUUCUGGUGUUAAAAAUCUUGUAGCCAGAAAAACACGUGUUCAUCCCUCUUCAGAUGCUUUAUCAUGGUCAGGCUUCCGGUGCCUCUGGUAAAAUUUUUUUUAUUCAAUUUAUUUUUUUAAUAUUCAGCUAUUUUUUAACUUAUUUAAGUAUAAAACCUCACGAGCUGCUUUCACAUCAGUAUGUGGUAAAUUUAUUUUCCUAUUUAAUAACAAGAUAUCACAAUCUACAAGCAUAUUGUUGACCAUUUACUCUGAUAUUGACGUUUUAUGGACAUUUCUCCCAGGUAGAUCUGAAUAGAAUAACUGGUUUAGAAUAAUUCAAAGGAUUAUUACCAGAUCUCGCAUUUUUGAAGUGCUCUCCUCUAUCACUAACAUACAGUAACGCAUCUGCUAUAGAAUAGAAACACAGACACAACUGAGAUCCAUCAGACCUGAGAUUUACAUGAAUCCCCCACCAACAGAAAAAAGAGAUUGCGCCAUAAUGUGAGGCAUACAUAUUAAAUUCAAACAAUAUUCUUCAUUAUUCCCAUGUCUUAUAACUUUAAUCUAAUUCUUAUGUACAGGACAUGAUGCCAGCUAAAUGUUAUUUUUUCAUUAUAUAAGUACAUUACAGUGUACAGGUGUGUAGAAUAUUGAGCCUUUUUCCUGCUGAAAUCAGGUUGUUUUGUCGAACUCCCCCAGUGUGCAACAAAUGGCAGAAGCUCUGAUAGAAGACUUGCUCUAAAAAUAGAAGACUUGCUGUGUCCUUCUUUCUUUUUCUUUUUUUUUAAAGUCAUUACGUAUGAAGGUCUCUUGUGAUUGUCUGCACUUACUGAGUGUAAAAAUUGUGGCAAAUGACAAGAAAACUGUUCCUCUGUCUCAACCUUCCUUCCUUCCUGCCUUUUUCUGUCCACUUUCACUGUCCUCUCAGGUCAAAUCCAGAUGUGAGGUGUCUCUUUCUGUGGUUUCUCCUUGAGCGAACUGUAAUGUUUCUAUCUAGCUUCAUUUUAUUUUACAUUGUUGGGUUUCUUUCAAUGCAUUUCACUGAAGGCUGAUUAUACAAACACCUUUUAUUACGAUCGUGGUGCAAACCAAACCUAUUAGUGUAAACAUAUUUAUUCACCAUUUAACAGGUUUAAUUUAAUUCCCUUUUUAUAGGUUUUUCAUUCACCGUAAAUGGAUAAAUAAAGGGAUUCAGCAGGCAGAAAUCCUGUCCUCCUUCAGUCAAGGUUCCUCUGAGCCUACAAUCUGAAACACACAACCAGAUUAAUAGUAAUCCAUAAAAAUGGAUUUUAGGAUUUGUGCUCUUCUGUAGCUAAUUUCGACAAAUAAUUCUGUCCCUUUUGAAAAGUCUACUUGAAUAUAAAGAUCAUUAUAUGAUGCGUAAGGUGUUUGUGGUGUGAUAUAGUAAACUGUAUCAGUACAGGUCUGAACAAUUCCAGUUAAAACAUGUUUAAUGUAAAUGUUGAAAAGCUGGCAUCAGUCAAAUUCAAGGGGUAAGACGUGUCUGUGUGAUUUUAUUUAUUUAUUUUUUUAAAUUACAGAUAAUGGAAGAACCGCCUACACAGCUCCUUCACUCUCUCUCUCUCUCUUUUUUCCCCCCUUGAAAUGAGUCUAAUGGCUCUGAAGUGAAUAUAUGGCUUAACCUGGCUUUUCUCCUUCACAGCGCUCACCACUUAAGACGAAAUGAAUGCAUGGCUCAUUGUGUCCCUCGGAGUCUCCUGCCCCUGCUUCCCACGCUUUUUCUUUGUUUUGUUGUCUUCCUCGGUCUCGUUCUUCAUGCAAACAUUUCAACUCCCGUUUCAUCUUCUUUGUCUACGCCUCUUUUUUUUCCCUGAUCAUGGAUUUUCUUGUGCACAUGAAUAUUGAUUCAGGUAAGAAAUAAAAUUGUACAUGCAUGAUGCUAUAGGAAAAUAAAUAACUAUAUAUGCAAUGAUGUCUGUUACUACCCCAAAGUUCAUUAUUUUUCUGUACAAUAUGCAAUAUACAAUAUCGGCUACAAUAUGCCAACAGUUGCAAUUCAAAGACUUACUAAUAAAUGACACAAUCAUCCACCUCACCAGGUUACAAUUAUUUCUCUCCAGAAGAAAAAGCAGAAUUGAGGGCGAGAAGCCUUUAUUAUCACCAUUUAUUAUCGCCUUUAUUAUACUUACCUGGCAGGGACAAUACCAUGAUCAAGGAGGUGGUUUGCCCAAAGCGAGGCUCAGCCAUUGCACUCAGGCUGUGCUGACCUUUGCAAAUUCCCCAAAUGCAGGACUGCAUAAUUUAUAAUAGUGGGGGUCUGCAUUUGCGCUCUCCCCUUUCUCUAGAGUGGUGGUGGCGGCUCAAGUGGUUAAGGCUC
Molecule: messenger RNA, 7768 nt
Organism: Hemibagrus wyckioides
Lineage: Eukaryota; Metazoa; Chordata; Actinopteri; Siluriformes; Bagridae
Product: activin receptor type-2B
Exons: 11
Coding region: 379-1926 (515 amino acids)
Biological process (GO): cellular response to growth factor stimulus; protein phosphorylation; activin receptor signaling pathway
Cellular component (GO): activin receptor complex; plasma membrane
Molecular function (GO): activin binding; activin receptor activity; ATP binding
Source: RefSeq, a predicted model, not a curated record